AUGUCCAGAUCCUUCGGCCUUCUGUUUACAAAGGCUUCAGGAAAUGCCGACUCCAGUGACGCUGACAAAGGCGUCGGUAUUGGUGCCCCACAGUCAAUGUCUAUGGCAGUCCGAGAUGAGUACUCAGAUAUAGAAGAGUCAGACGAUGAGCCAGCUGCCGAACCGCUCCAAGAGCCCGAACAGCCUAGUGGGUCACAUGUGAAUCAAUAUGGUAUUGGUGCCACUCUCCUUAUGAAGAUGGGGUAUAAACAAGGCCAAGGUUUGGGUGCAAAGCAGGAAGGUAUAGUGAACCCUAUUGAAACAAAGCUACGGCCUCGAGGCUUGGGUGUUGGUGGAAUUCACGAAAAGGCUGGUGAUGAGGUGACAAAGGAAGUUCAACCAGAUAACUUUGUUCGAACUGAUGCUGGUCGAGCGGUUGAAGUUCUUCGUCGUAAGUACUCCAGUCUUGUGCAGAAGCUUGGUACCAGAGGUAUAAAAAUGCAUUCUCGGUAUGAGGAUCUCUUAAGAUUGGAUUUGACUCAAGAAAGUUCUUUUAGCGAUACAAAUGCCUCAUUACUACGACAAGCGUACGAUGCGCUCAGUCGGUUCGAAACAGACUUGACGUCGCUAGAGGCAAACAUACGGCUAGAAUCAGAAGAGAGCAAAACUUUCGAAACAGAGACAAUUGAUAACAUUCAGGCAAUUGAAAGCGGCCAAAGUCUUGAACUUAUUCUCGAAGACUACAAUCAGCAGCAAACAAAAGAGGCUGCUACCCAAUGCGUACAACAGAUUUUACAGAUGAAACACCGCCCUGAAGUUGUCCUGCCUCAUCUUUUGCUAACCAUUUUACUGCAACAUCUUCCUGCUGACUUAGAUCCAACUGAUCCUGAUCUUAUCAAGUGGUGCUCGCUUAUGAGAGAGAUUGUUGUGCAACUGUCAAUCCAUCUCGGUGAGUGGGAUCUCUUGAUUUUCAAUGGUCUUAAGCCAAAGAUUGAGAUACUAUUAAAUGAAGGCAGUUUUGAUGCAUUGAACGAUCUUAUAUCUGUAUGGGAUGAGUCGCCCGCUCUCAUGGAUUGUUCCCUUUUCAAAAAAUCGAUAUUCGACCAAACGCUCGGUCCAUUUAUCGAGGAAGAUGUUAGAAGUUGGGAUAUUCUAAGGAGUAAGGACUCCAAAUUACAUCUUAUUAACCUAGUUGUUCAUAUUGGUCUUGAUGUGAGUGUCAUUUCAGCAACUUUUAGACCUCUCGAACAGCGUUUCGAGGAGCUCAUUAAAACGGGAAGUGAUCUUUGGACAAAGGCACAAAAAGCAAGAGACAUCAGGGAUUUCUAUGAAACCACUAUAAAGAGUCUUCUUUUCAAAUAUGGUGUGUGGUCGGACGUUUUUUCGCUUUGGACUUCAAAAUCUCUGUUCCACGAUGAACUCGUCAAAGCCAUUACGGUACACAUUUACGAACAAUUCAGCCAGGCGGGUCCUGACUCUAAUAAAAAUCUAAUAUGGGUACUUCUACAGCUAAGGUAUGAUGAAAAAGUGAUCCUGGAAAGUCAGCUUGAGAUAAUUCUACAGUUCUGUGUCUUCAACCCGUGGUUACGUGAGCUUUCGAAGUUGUUACAAGGAAAACGACAAUUGAUAAAAGACUGGUUUUGUGACAAACAGUCUUGGUUUGACGAUACUUGCAAAGAUUUUCCCAUAAAUGGUCUUUUGCUUUGGUUCUUCAACACCUGUUUGGAAAAGAUUAGCGUCUACACCAAAACAGGUCGCUUGGCUUUAGGUGGUCUACCAAGCAUAGACGAGAAUGCUUUCCCUAGCAUUGACAAGAUUCUUCGCCUUGUUCAAGGCAAUGGCACAUCUGGCUCUACUGAUGUCAGGGCUCUACGUCUGUCGCAACUUAUGGCGGUUUUUAGAGAUGUGGUAGCUGAUUUCUGCUUCAAGAAUGGUAUUGGCUUCCUCGCGACCACUCAUAGAGACGCUUCAAUGAACAAGCUCUAUCAAUUGACACUCCGCAACGGCAAAAAGAAAACCUGUUUCAUAAGUGACGAUGUUUUAUGGGUCGAGCACCAAAAUAGAUACGAACCCACUAGCGUCUAUGACUUGGUCAACUUGAAAGUUUCCAAGUUCAUUGAUGACAUUGGCAAAGAAGAUACCAAGGCAUCCCAGAAUACAUUGAAGACAGUGCGUUGGAUGGGAGCCAUUACAGUUAUUACAGUUUGUUGUUCAUUGUUUUGGGCAAGUUCGAUGUCAGCCCCAGUGAAGGAGAAGGAAGUCGAUCUUGGCGACUUGACCAAGGAUAUACGGCAUGAGAAGGACUAA
Molecule: messenger RNA, 2286 nt
Organism: Candidozyma haemuli
Lineage: Eukaryota; Fungi; Ascomycota; Pichiomycetes; Serinales; Metschnikowiaceae
Exons: 2
Coding region: 1-2286 (761 amino acids)
Biological process (GO): spliceosomal complex disassembly
Cellular component (GO): U2-type post-mRNA release spliceosomal complex
Molecular function (GO): nucleic acid binding
Source: RefSeq, a predicted model, not a curated record